AUGCUAAAGGUUAAUCGCUGGCUUGGCUGUGGAACGCUUGGUUUAGUAACCGAACUUCACGUAUUUGCCGACGCUUCAGAACGCGCUUACGCUGCCGUUCUGUAUGCGCGCACCGUUCAAAGCGACGGCCAUAUCGCGGUCGCCCUAAUAUCGGCCAAGUCUAAAGUAGCGCCAAUAAAGCCAACUACACUACCUCGUUUGGAGCUUUGUGCAGCGCAUCUCGCUUCCAAGUUAGUGAGAAGCGUGUUAAAUAGUUGGAAUGAUCUCCGCUAUCCGUUGUACGCUUGGACGGAUUCAACUAUUACCUUGGCAUGGCUGCAAGCACACCCCAGCAAAUGGAUGACAUUUAUAGCAAACCGCGUCGCUGACAUCCAAGAGGUACUACCGCCUGAGUGCUGGAAUCACGUCCGCUCCGAACAUAAUCCUGCAGACUGUGCGUCAAGGGGUAUACCUCCGGCUGAUUUAUUGAAUCACCAACUGUGGUGGACGGGACCUGAUUUCCUGCUGAGCAGUAACCAGUUCUGGAAGCAAGCCGCAACAAAGCAGCACACUACCGAGGUUGGUAUGCGCAACAAGGUUCCCGCUCAUGUCGCGACUUCCGACUGUCAUUGGCCAAUGAUAAUGCACUACUCAUCGUUCUCGAAGUUACGACGCGUUUUUUAUGUGAUAAGAUUUUUACGCCAUGUUCGAGCUAAAGUUCAGCGCACCAUUCAAAAGCAAUACGGGCCUCCAAGCUGUCAGGAGAUAUUUGAAGCCGAAUUACGUUUGAUAAGCGCAAAAAAGCCUCUCCCACUUCGCAGUAGCCUUUUGCGCUUAGAGCCGUUUCUCGACAAAAACGAUGUCCUACGUGUUGGAGGUAGGUUAAAACACGCUGAGGUCUCACCUGAUGUAAAGCAUCCAAUCAUCUUGCACAAGAGCUGUCCGAUAGCAAAGUUAAUGAUCUCCGACAUACAUAAGUUUACGUUACACGCUGGGCCUCGUAUAAUGCAAGUCAUUUUGCAACGCCGAUAUUGGGUUAUCGGUGCUCGUGGCCUGAUUCGUAACGUAUAUCACAAAUGUAUUAAAUGCAUAUGUUUGAAUCGAAAGCUUGCUAUGCAAUCGAUGGGAGAUCUACCCGCUUCCAGAACCAACUACGCUCGUUGUUUCACUCGCUCUGCGGUGGACUUCGCUGGUCCAUACAUGUACAAGUUUACGCACGGCAGAGGAGCGAAGUCUACUAAGGGUUAUAUUUGUUCUUUUGUGUGUAUGUGCACUGGCGCUAUGCACUUGGAAUUGGUUGGUGACUUGUCAGCGCCAGCAUUCCUCAACGCCUUUAAAAGAUUCGUUAACCGCAGAGGAUAUUGCAAGGUCAUGUUCUCUGACAACGGCACAAAUUUUGUCGGCGCUGAAAAGGUUCUGCGUAAUAAUUUUCAACAAUGCAUGUCAGAUGAGAGACUUCGUACAUUUUUUGCUGGUUCGAACAUCGAGUGGCGUUUCAAUCCACCGGCUGCACCCCAUAUGGGAGGAUACUGGGAGACAGGUAUUAAGCGGAUAAAGUAUCACUUGAAACGUGUUUUGGGCGAAACUUUGUUAUCGUAUGAAGAGUUCAGUACGCUACUGACAGAAGUGGAAGCCUGUGUUAACUCCCGCCCACUAUGUGAGAGCUCGACAACUGCAGGAGACCUCGAAGUUCUAACUCCUGGGCAUUUCAUAAUUGGUGAACCGCUGAAGUCGAUCCCAGAGCCUGAGGGUCAAGGGUUCUGGG
This is a messenger RNA of Rhagoletis pomonella (apple maggot), 1744 nucleotides long. RefSeq lists its product as uncharacterized. Lineage: Eukaryota; Metazoa; Arthropoda; Insecta; Diptera; Tephritidae. Gene Ontology annotation, biological process: DNA integration. The annotation marks the transcript as partial. The transcript has 2 exons. The record is from RefSeq and is a predicted model, not a curated record. Gene Ontology annotation, molecular function: nucleic acid binding.